This is a messenger RNA of Myripristis murdjan (pinecone soldierfish), 2113 nucleotides long. RefSeq names its product nuclear receptor subfamily 4, group A, member 1 (gene nr4a1). Lineage: Eukaryota; Metazoa; Chordata; Actinopteri; Holocentriformes; Holocentridae. The transcript is spliced from 7 exons. Gene Ontology annotation, molecular function: nuclear glucocorticoid receptor binding; RNA polymerase II cis-regulatory region sequence-specific DNA binding; zinc ion binding. The record is from RefSeq and is a predicted model, not a curated record. Gene Ontology annotation, biological process: cellular response to corticotropin-releasing hormone stimulus; regulation of transcription by RNA polymerase II. Gene Ontology annotation, cellular component: nucleus; transcription regulator complex. Bases 113 to 1834 code for a protein of 573 amino acids.
UUCUGGAGAUGUGAGCAGACGGACUGCACCUCAGCUGGAAAACACUGGAGAUGAGAAACUAUUACUUGUGGAUUAUAGACAGUGACAAAUCUUUGUAAAGGGCUUAACAGACAUGACCUGUGUGCACCCCCAGCAUGGAUCUCAGCCCUAUGAAAACAGCGUGUGCAGCUCAGAGUUUCAGAGUGUGGACUUUGCCUCCAGGUUGGCCAUGGAUAUGAGCAGCCAGCGGGACCAUCUCUCCGCCCCAUCCCUGCCGAGCAUCAACUCCCUGGUGGGCACUUACAUGGGUGACUUUGAUGCCUAUUCGUGCCAGGUCACUGCAGGCCCUGCCCACGUCCCCCCAUCAUCGGGCCAGGAGUCCCCCUUCAAGCCGGACGACUUCCAGGUUUAUGGCUGCUACCCUGGGACCUUCACACUGAGCUACCUGGAUGAGGCCCUGUCCUCUGGGGGCUCAGAUUACUUUGGCAGCCCCACAUCGGCCCCCUCGCCGUCAACCCCUGGGCUUCAAAGUCAGCCCACCUCAGCUUGGGAUUCAGCUUUUGGUCCCUACUCUCCCACUCCAGGAUACUGGGCAGCAGAGAAGCCGUCAGUGCCACAUCAGCCCUCUUUCUUCACCUUUGGUUCAGCGUCUGUGGAUGAUAUGUCACCUCUGGGUCAACCCCACUUACCAGAGCAGGACCCUUUCACGUUGACCCAACCCCACCCGGCGGCGCUCGCCUUUCCUCCCUUGGCGUUGGAGCAAGCAGGUACCCUAGAUGGAGCCGACCAGCUGGACGACAGCCUGUCAUCCAAAUCCAAAAGCCCCAGUGGAAAUGAGGGGCGCUGUGCUGUGUGUGGAGACAAUGCCUCCUGUCAGCAUUAUGGGGUUCGCACCUGUGAAGGAUGCAAAGGGUUCUUCAAGCGCACAGUACAAAAAAAUUCCAAAUACGUUUGCCUUGCCAACAAGGACUGUCCCGUGGACAAGCGACGGCGGAACCGUUGCCAGUUCUGCCGUUUCCAGAAGUGCCUAGCUGUAGGCAUGGUGAAGGAAGUUGUAAGGACAGAUAGCCUCAAAGGUCGAAGAGGUCGCCUACCUUCGAAGCCUAAAGUCAUCCAGGACUUGACAACCACCGUGUCACCAGUGAGCCUGAUCGCUUCUCUUGUGAGGGCGCACAUCGACUCAAACCCAGGCAUCGGGAAACUGGAUUACUCUAAGUAUCAGGACACAGUUGUCAGCCUGUCAGAGAAAGAGGACGCCAGCGACAUAAAGCAGUUCUACGAUCUGCUCACAGCCUCCAUGGAGGUGAUCAGGAAGUGGGCUGAGAGCAUCCCGGGUUUCUCUGACUUCUGCCCAGAGGACCAGGAGCUGCUGCUGGAGUCGGCAUUUGUUGAGCUCUUCAUCCUCCGGCUUGCAUACCGGUCUAAUCCAGAGACAGACAAGCUGAUUUUCUGCAAUGGGGUCGUGCUUCACAAGACGCAGUGUGUCCGAGGCUUUGGAGACUGGAUCGACUCCAUCAUGGAGUUUUCUCAAAGCCUCCAUCGCAUGAAACUGGAUGUGUCCUCCUUCUCCUGCCUCACAACCCUGGUCAUAAUCACUGACCGCCAUGGUCUUAAGGAGCCGAAACGUGUGGAGGACAUGCAGAACCAGCUCAUCACCUGCCUCAAAGAUCACGUCUCUGGCUGCGCCUCUGACUCCUCGAGGCCCAAUUAUUUGUCCAGACUACUUGGGAAGCUGCCUGAGCUAAGGACACUGUGCACACAAGGCCUCCAGCGCAUCUUUUACCUUAAAUUGGAAGAUCUUGUUCCCCCACCGCCAAUAGUGGACAAAAUUUUCAUGGAUACGCUUCCGUUUUGAGAGGGUGAGAUUGAUCAUCUGUGAUGUUUAUAGGACAAUCAAGAGAACAGACUGAACACUCACAUGUCAAGUGGUAAAAAAUGAUGCAAGAGGCUACGAAGAAUAAGAAUCCUAGAAAGGAUCAUACAGCAUUCUCCUCUAAAUGUGUAUGAGGAAACCAGUGUGUGUGCGUGUGUGUGUGUGUGUGUGUGUGUGUGCGCGCGCGCGCGUGUGCGUGUGUGGGUGGGUGGGAGGGUCCAUGCACAUUGCAAAAGAGACAUUUCUAAGGUCAGUUUCGUU